AGUGCGGCGCAUCUGAGGAGUCUAAGGAGCUUCUCUGUCUGGGCUCUGGCGGGGGCCAGGAGGAGGUUCCAGCCGGAGUGGCGUCAAGCGAGGGUUUCUCGGUGUCUCCUCAACCUCUCUGCGGGGGCAGGUAUUGUUGUGCAAAUUAAGACUUAUCAAAUAGCAAUAGAUAUCUUGAUUUAUUUGAUGUUAUCCUGUAGUAAACUGUAGGUAAAUACAAACAGGAUUAAGUCAAUCAACCAUAAAGCAGAAGGAUUAGUUGUAUUCUCACUGUAUACAGAAUAUAUUCUGAUUAGGUGGAAUAGUAUUAGUGGAGAAGUUUUGUAAAUUACUCGAGAGGACUUGCUUAUCGUCCUCCCAACUUUUCCUAUGGCUCCCUUCCAUUCCCAUAGCAUGAAAAAAAUGAUCUGGCAUGGUGCCCUGCAGUGUGAUGUCAAUGAUUCAGCCUGUAGACAAAACUCUUACCUACAACAACUCCCCCUCAGAACGUGGAGUACCUCAUUUUUAAUAAUUUCAUUGAUGGCAGAUCUUCAGCCUUCUGACAACAGGCAAAAGUCUUUCAGAGCCAAGUUUGAUGAAUAAGUUUUAGUCCAUGAGUACUGGUGGAAAAAAUGGCUGUUAGCCUAAAAGAAAUUGGCUUAAUAGUCGGUGUGGUUAUAGCCUGCUACUGGAAUAGCCUUUUUUGUGGUUUUGUUUUUGAUGAUGUUUCAGCAAUAUUGGACAAUAAAGAUUUACAUCCUUCUACACCUUUAAAAAACUUAUUUCACAAUGACUUCUGGGGAACCCCUAUGUCUGAGGAAAGAAGUCACAAAUCUUACCGUCCUUUAACAGUUUUGACAUUUCGUUUAAACUAUUUAUAUAGUGAGUUAAAACCGGUGUCCUAUCACCUGCUGAAUCUGAUUUUUCAUGCUGUGGUUAGUGUGGUCUUCCUUAGAGUCUGCAAAUUAUUUCUGGACCCCAGAAGUAGUAUAAUUGCAUCCUUGAUGUUUGCUGUGCACCCUAUACACACAGAAGCGGUAACAGGUGUUGUAGGAAGAGCAGAACUUUUAUCAUCAAUUUUUUUCCUAACUGCAUUUUUGUCAUAUACAAAAUCUAAAGGUCCAAAUAAUACUAUAGUAUGGACUCCAAUUGCAUUGACUGUUGUUCUGGUAGCUGCUGCCACAUUAUGUAAAGAGCAGGGGGUCACUGUUGUGGGGAUAUGCUGUGUCUAUGAAGUGUUCAUAGCUCAAGGAUAUACAUUGCCAUUAUUAUUUACUACAGCUAUGCAGAUUCUUCGUGGAAAGGGUAGUAUUCCUUUUUCCCUGCUGCAGAUACUGCUAAAACUCAUUGUCUUAAUGUUCAGCACACUAUUACUUGUUGUGAUCAGAGUCCAGGUUAUUCAAUCUCAACUUCCUGUAUUUACCAGGUUUGACAAUCCAGCUGCUGUAAGCCCAACUCCCACAAGGCAAUUGACUUUUAACUACCUCCUUCCUGUAAAUGCGUGGCUUCUAUUUAAUCCCUCAGAACUGUGCUGUGAUUGGACAAUGGGAACAAUACCACUUAUAGAGUCCUUUUUAGAUAUUAGAAAUCUUGCCACAUUUAUUUUCUUUUGCUUUUUGGGGUCACUUUUGGUAUUCAGUGUUCGAUAUCCUAGUCAUUCUUCUAAAACUGUGUUAAUGGCACUCUGUUUAAUGGCAUUGCCAUUUAUUCCUGCAUCAAACCUCUUUUUUCCAGUUGGAUUUGUGGUUGCAGAGCGAGUGUUGUAUGUGCCUAGUAUGGGAUUCUGUAUUUUAGUCGCUCAUGGAUGGAGGAAAUUAUCCAAAAGACAUGUGUUAAGAAAGCUGUCCUGGGUUUGUCUGUCUAUAGUGGUGAUCACUCAUGCCUUAAAGACACUUCACAGAAACUGGGAUUGGGAAUCUGAGUAUACCUUGUUUAUGUCUGCCUUAAAGGUAAAUAAAAAUAAUGCAAAGCUGUGGAAUAAUGUGGGUCAUGCUUUGGAAAAUGAAAAGAAUUUUGAGAGAGCCUUAAAAUAUUUCUUACAGGCAACACAUGUUCAGCCAGAUGAUAUCGGGGCCCACAUGAAUGUAGGAAGAACUUAUAAAAAUUUAAAUAGAACCAAAGAAGCUGAGGAAUCUUACAUGAUUGCUAAAUCACUGAUGCCACAAAUCAUUCCAGGUAAAAAAUACGCUGCACGAAUUGCUCCUAACCAUUUAAAUGUUUAUAUCAAUCUUGCAAACUUGAUUCGCGCUAAUGAAUCUCGACUGGAAGAAGCAGAUCAGUUAUAUAGACAAGCAAUUAGCAUGCGGCCAGAUUUCAAACAGGCCUAUAUUAGCAGAGGAGAGUUACUUUUAAAAAUGAACAAACCUCUCAAAGCAAAGGAGUCAUAUCUUAGGGCAUUGGACCUUGACAGAUCCAAUGCAGACCUUUGGUACAACUUGGCAAUUGUGAAUAUUGAACUAAAAGAAUCAACUGAAGCCCUACGAAACUUUGACCGGGCUUUGAAGAUGAAUCCUAAUCAUAAACUAGCAUUAUUCAAUUCUGCCUUGCUCAUGCAAGAAUCAGGUGAAGCUAAAGUUAGGCCUGAAGCAAAGAAACGACUGCUCAACUAUAUAAAUCAAGAACCCCAUGAUGCAAAUGGAUACUUCAAUUUGGGAAUGCUUGCAAUGGAUGACAAAAAGGGUAGUGAAGCAGAGAUGUGGAUGAAGAAGGCCAUAAAGCUGCAAGCAGGCUUCCGAAGUGCUUUGUUCAACUUGGCUCUUCUCUAUUCUCAGUCUUCAAAGGAAUUAAUGGCUUUGCCUGUUCUGGAUGAGCUCCUUCGAUACUACCCUGAUCAUAUCAAAGGUCUCAUUUUAAAGGGAGACAUUCUGAUGAAUCAGAAGAGAGAUAUACUGGGAGCAAAGGAGUGUUUUGAAAAGAUUGUAGAAAUGGAUCCAAACAACGUACAAGGAAAACACAAUCUUUGUGUUGUUUAUUUUGAGGAGGGAGACUUAUUAAAAGCAGAAAAAUGUCUCCUUGAGACACUUGAUUUAGCGCCACAUGAAGAAUAUAUACAUCGUCAUUUGAAUAUAGUGAGAGUUAAAAUUUCCUCUGCUGGUGGUGGUGAACGGUUAUUUCUUCCACCAGCUGGGACCACACGUGUGGAAGGAAGUAAAAAACCUCCAUUUGAAAACUUAGAAGAAAGUGAACAUAAAUCUACCCAGACAAUUAAAAAUGAUAAUAAUGAAAGUAGGUCUAAAUCGAACAUGCAAUUAGAAGAAAAUACAGAUAAAGAAAAUAAAAAAACAACAAAAGAAAUCAGUGACAUUGAAAAGAAAAGAGUUGCUGCUUUAAAAAGACUAGAAGAGAUUGAACGUAUUUUAAAUGGUGAAUAGCCUUAUUCUUCAUCAUGAUAACAAUGGUAUAGAAAAUAUUUUAGUCUAUGGCAUUUAAAUUAAUUUUGCUCAAACUGGGUGCUUUGAAAAGUGGAAAGAAUAUGUAACAACAUAUAAGAAGUUGUUUAUCAAUGGAAAAUUUUAUGUAUUCAGUUGAAUGUGGGGUUCUUUUGAAUAUGAAAAAAGUAUAUUAAAUCAAGAGUGGAGAAAUCAUGAUUUUUAAAGCCCAAAGGAAAAGUCUGAGGGCAAAAAUUUUUCAUAUAGAUAUUUUCAGAAAGUAUUACAAGGACUUGAUUGGGAUCCCACAGAACAAUUCCAGUAUGUGCAACUCUAUUGCCUGUAACUCUUUUUUUAAUUUUCCUAUUUCUUGUGAAUUUCAGUCUUGACCUAGUGGAAUCUGACUAUGAAUGAAAAACACUACUUGACACCCUCCCCCCCUUUUUUUUAAUCACUUGAUCCUCACUAGUGUUCAGUCAAAAGCUUUCCUCUGUAAAAGAACACUGGCUUAGUUUUUAUAUGGGGUUUUCAAAUGGAAUAAUGAAACUACUUUUUGUUUUCUUAAAGCAGCUAAUGUGUGGGAUGUAAAUACAUUAUUUCAGUAUAUAUUUUCAUAGCUAUACAGUUAUCCAUUACAGCUGUACAAAAAGUUUUUACAACCAUAAGUGACAUAGCUUUCCAGUGGUGCUCUUAUAGAAUUUUACUUCAUUUUCUUUUGCGAGAGUAUACUUAUUUUAGCACAACUGGUAAACUGCACAACUGUUAUAAUGCCAUAUUCUUUUAUCUUUUACUCUCUAAAAAUGAUCAAAUCUUGAUACAUAGCUUCAUAAAGUCAUAGUAUUGAAAUUCUAGAGUUGAAGGGGACUUUGGAGGCGUUCUAGGCCGAUUUCCUUAUUUUAAAGAUUGAGAAAACCAAAACCCAAGGAUAUUAAUUGAUGUGCCUGGUGUCACCAGAGUAGAGGGAUGGUACAUGAAUGAUGGGUCUGUCUCCUAACUCUAAAGCUGUUGCUCUUUCCAUUGCAUAAGCUUUCUCACAUAAUUUUGUACCAUAACAGCUAUAGUUUAAUUUAAGCUUAAACUGUACUGUGGGCAGCUAGUAUGGUUAGUGAAUAGAAUGCUGGGUCUGGAAUCAGAAGAUUCAUUUUGGGGGGUUCAAACCUGAUCUCAGACACUUAAUAACUGUAUGACCCUGGGCCAGACACUUUGCCCUGUUUGCCUCAAUUUCCUCAUCUGAAAAAUAAACUGGAGAAGGAAAUGGCAAACUACUCCAGUGUCUCUGCCAAGAAAACCCCAAAUGUGGUCAUGACACAACUGAAAACGACUGUUUAAGAAAAUAACUUAGUGGUAAAUUGUUUUCCCAAAGUCAUCUGUUCUUACUAUUUGAAGUUAUAAGGUUUUUUUAUUUUAAUAUAUUUCAUGGAACAAAUAUUUAUUAAGCUAAUACCUGUGAAUAGUUCGGCAAUAAAAAAACACUAAUGCCAGUGUUGUUUAAUUGUGAGGAAAAGAAAAUGACUUCUGAUUUAUUUUGAAGCACUAAGUUCUGUUAUUUUCCGUUGUGGGUCAUUUUAAAUUAAAUAUUUAUUUUGACUACUGAUUCAUUAAAAUGUUUCCAUGUUUUAUUAAA
Molecule: messenger RNA, 4971 nt
Organism: Monodelphis domestica (gray short-tailed opossum)
Lineage: Eukaryota; Metazoa; Chordata; Mammalia; Didelphimorphia; Didelphidae
Source: RefSeq, a predicted model, not a curated record